This is a messenger RNA of Erinaceus europaeus (western European hedgehog), 2209 nucleotides long. RefSeq names its product dynein cytoplasmic 1 light intermediate chain 1 (gene DYNC1LI1). NCBI's taxonomy places the organism in Eukaryota, Metazoa, Chordata, Mammalia, Eulipotyphla, Erinaceidae. The coding region runs from base 7 to 1416 and encodes 469 amino acids. The record is from RefSeq and is a predicted model, not a curated record. Gene Ontology annotation, molecular function: dynein heavy chain binding. The transcript has 11 exons. Gene Ontology annotation, cellular component: cytoplasmic dynein complex; centrosome. Gene Ontology annotation, biological process: microtubule-based movement; microtubule cytoskeleton organization.
CUUAGCAUGAGAAAAAUGUCUUUAAAUAAUGUGUAUUAUAAUUUUAAAUAUUUAUUUAUUUUUACAGGUGAAGAUGGAGCUGGGAAAACAAGCUUAAUAAGAAAACUUCAGGGAAUUGAGGAGUAUAAGAAAGGCAGAGGAUUAGAAUAUUUGUACUUAAAUGUUCAUGAUGAAGACAGAGAUGAUCAAACAAGAUGUAAUAUAUGGAUUCUAGAUGGAGACCUGUAUCAUAAAGGCCUCCUUAAAUUUUCACUGGAUGCCAUUUCAUUGAAGGACACUCUAGUUAUGCUCAUUGUUGAUAUGUCAAAGCCUUGGACUGCUUUGGAUUCUUUACAGAAAUGGGCAGGUGUUAUUAGAGAACAUAUUGAUAAAUUGAAAAUUCCUCCUGAAGAAAUGAAAGAAAUGGAACAAAAGUUGAUUAGAGACUUCCAAGAAUACGUAGAACCAGGGGAAGAUUUCCCAGCUUCUCCUCAGAGAAGAAAUACACAGGAAGACAAAGACGACAGUGUGGUUUUACCUCUGGGUGCAGAUACACUUACACAUAACUUGGGCAUUCCAGUACUAGUAGUUUGCACAAAGUGUGAUGCAAUUAGUGUAUUGGAGAAAGAACAUGACUACAGAGAUGAACACUUUGAUUUCAUUCAGUCACAUAUCCGGAAAUUUUGUUUACAGUAUGGUGCCGCACUUAUUUACACUUCAGUAAAAGAAAAUAAAAAUAUAGAUUUGGUAUAUAAGUACAUCGUUCAAAAACUAUAUGGAUUUCCAUAUAAGAUUCCUGCAGUUGUUGUGGAGAAAGAUGCAGUAUUUAUUCCAGCAGGGUGGGACAAUGAUAAGAAAAUAGGAAUAUUACAUGAAAAUUUUCAAACAUUAAAAGCAGAAGAUAAUUUUGAAGACAUAAUCACUAAACCUCCUGUUCGAAAGUUUGUGCAUGAGAAGGAAAUUGUGACAGAAGAUGAUCAAGUAUUUCUUAUGAAGCUACAGACCCUUUUGGCUAAGCAACCACCAACUGCAGCUGGAAGGCCUGUGGAUGCCUCGCCAAGAGUCCCAGGAGGCUCACCUCGAACACCAAACAGAUCUGUGUCCUCCAAUGUGGCCAGUGUAUCUCCCAUUCCUGCAGGAUCAAAAAAGAUUGAUCCAAACAUGAAAGCUGGAGCUACAAGUGAAGGUGUCCUGGCAAAUUUCUUCAAUAGCUUGCUAAGUAAAAAGACUGGCUCUCCAGGUGGUCCAGGUGUUGGAGGUGGAAGCCCUGGAGGUGGGGCUGGAGGGGGAAGCAGUGGUUUACCACCAUCAGCCAAAAAGUCAGGCCCGAAGCCCGUCAUAGCAGACGUCCAUGCAGAACUAGACAGGAUUUCACGAAAACCAGUUGCAGUUUCUUCUACAACACCUACAUCUCCUACGGAAGGAGAAGCUUCUUGAAGAUACCAAAUAAAGCUAUCUCUUCAGUUUUCUGGGAUAAUGUAAACUUGCCUCUGCCAUUUCCUUCAAAAACGGAAUUAGGGAGCUUGAGUGCUUUUUUGGAUGGACUAAACAUUUUUUUGUUUGUUUUGGUUACCCAUUUUUUAUAAAAGGGAGCUAUAAAGAAGAAAACGUAUUCUACACUCUGUAUGUAGGGUUUCUGUUUGCAUUGCCACUUUGCAUAAAGACGUAAUUUUGGAUUUUGAAAAACUCAAUUUAGAGAUGUGAAAUAAAGCUGAGUGAUCAUAUUCUAAAAACUAUUUAAGACUUAGGAGGGUUUAAGGAAGGGCAGAAAACAAUACGCUUUGGGCAUUUGACUGAAUUUGGAUGUUGAAGCUUAUUUUAUUUAUGACAAUUAAAAUCAUUUUUUAAAAUUAUGUGUUAGUUUUGCCAACACAGAGAAGAUGAUCAGCGUCAGAUUUUCCACACUAACGUAAACAUGCCAGGACACAUGUUAAGGAAGCUGUCAUAUAACAUUAGUCAUUGUCUCAAUCCAUGAUCCUGAAAAUUGUCAUCAAAAUAUGAAUGAAUAAUGUUGACCAAGAUUUGUUUGUUUAACUGAGAAGAAAAGGAAGCACACUGCCUAAAUGUGUUAAAGAAAAAUGCAGAGGUUACUAAAAUGUAAAGAAGUAACAGCCUUUGAAUUUGUCAAUAUAUGUAUAUCUUUCUAUAUAUAUGGCCCUGCCUUAAUAUGCCCCCCUUUUUGUUUGUGACUUUCAACUGUAAUCAGUUAAUAAAGUAUUUAUUCUCUGCA